UACAGGAUGAACUGCUGUUGGAGUUUGCAUGCCCAUUCAGUAGAUGGCAGUGUCAUCCAUCCACAUGUGGUGUGUCACUUCCUCUCAGCUCUGAGCCAGAAGAAGACCGUAGCAAGCGGAGACAAUCCUGGGAUUCUUGUUUGGGAUAUUUGAUCCCUUUAUUAUACAUCUAUGACAAUUCCUGUCAUAACCACUGAGGAUAAUGGCCAAUAAGAAGAAAGUAAUAGUGACAGGUUUUGAGCCUUUUGGUGAUCAUGCAGUGAACUCCAGCUGGGUGGCAGUAAAGGAACUGGAGCGAUUAGGGCUGGGUGAAGCAGUAGACCUUCAUGUGUGUGAGGUGCCUGUUGAAUAUCAGGCUGUUCAGGACCUACUGCCAUCGCUGUGGAAAGAGCACGACCCACAGUUGGUGGUGCAUGUCGGUGUUUCUGGUUUAGCCACCACUGUCACUCUGGAGCAGUGCGGCCACAACAAGGGUUACAAACGCCCGGACAACUGCAGCUUCUGCCCUGCCUCCCAGUGCUGCAUGGACAGCGGCCCAGACUGCAUCCUUUCAGUCCUGGACAUGGAGACAGUCUGCAAAAGGGUCAAUGAGUCCGGCCUCGGGGUCACUCUUUCUGUAUCUAAGGAUGCUGGAAGGUAUCUUUGUGACUACACCUACUACACCUCUCUGUACCUCGGACAGGGUCACUCCGCCUUCAUCCAUGUGCCUCCGCUUGGAAAACCCUACAGCAGCCAGGACCUGGGUAGAGCUCUUCAGGCUGCCGUACAGGAGAUGCUGGAAAUGCUGGAACGAGAUCACAAACACAAGCACUGCAAUCACGAGCAUCAACACCACCAGCAUGACCACUAAUGACUUACAGUGCGGGGAGCGAUGACUCAAGACAGUCGACCAUUAGCAGCUCCAGACAUGAAUGAAUUUCACAUUUGUUGUCAAGAACAGGAGCUUGUGUCUGAAUCGGGUGCUCUUAACUGUGACAUCAGUGCUGACUGUAAACCGUGUGUUGUAUCUUAAUAGUGACGCUUUUACAAGUUUGACUGCAGCAUCCGUUUAUUGUGGACCUGGUCUGGGUCUUUGCAUGUGUGGAUGAGUGUUAGUCAUGUAUCUGAUACAGCCUCUAAUAAGACUGUGAAAAUAGAUGUCAAUUAUGGGCGUAUUAACUGGUAUCAUUGUGUGAAAAGGGGGAUUUAUGUGACUGUAUUAAGAUAUAGUAGUACUAACAAGAUAGUAGCUGAAACUACAAGUCAUAUAUGGUGACACACUGUUUACAGUUACACGGACAUCCUUCCUCUGCCACCUGUGAGUCUGUCUUCUCACUGCUUUUCUUCCAAAGUUUUCUUGGUAUGAUUAAUGCUGCCAUUCUCUUGUGUUGCUUGUAUUUGCACCAUAGAAAUGUUUAAAGAUUCACACUUACAAUGAUUUGUUUAUCUCAGGGAAUACAUUGCACAUGCAAUCAAUAUUAAGUAAUUUGAUCAAUUUAAUGCGUCUGUCCUGUAUGUGUGUUGUGCAGCUUUGCAAGGCAAAGCGAGCUUAAAGCUGUGUAUAUUAAUUAAAACACUUCACACAGA
This is a messenger RNA of Sebastes umbrosus (honeycomb rockfish), 1566 nucleotides long. Its product is annotated as pyroglutamyl-peptidase 1-like. Bases 203 to 850 code for a protein of 215 amino acids. Gene Ontology annotation, biological process: proteolysis. The record is from RefSeq and is a predicted model, not a curated record. Gene Ontology annotation, molecular function: pyroglutamyl-peptidase activity. The transcript has 5 exons. Gene Ontology annotation, cellular component: cytosol. Lineage: Eukaryota; Metazoa; Chordata; Actinopteri; Perciformes; Sebastidae.